GUUCAGUCAUAUCUGCUCCGAUCUGACCAGUUUUGUCAAACAAUUUCGAGUCCCGACUCUGCCCUGUCCGUGUUUCCAUCGCGGGAAGUCUGCCUGAAGUCUGACCGUCACUGAGACUUAGGAGAACAGCAGGCUGGAAACAUGAACAAGCUUCCCUCGGCGUCCAGCCGUAUUCUCGACAUUCCGUGUAAAGUUUGCGGAGACCGGAGCUCCGGGAAGCAUUACGGUGUGUACACGUGUGACGGCUGCAGCGGCUUCUUCAAGAGAAGUAUCCGACACAACCGCAACUACACCUGCAAGUCUCCCAACAACUCCCCGUGCCCCGUGGACAAGUCCCGCCGGAACCAGUGCCGGGCCUGCCGACUGCAGAGGUGCUUCCAGGUCAGCAUGAACAAGGACGCUGUGCAGCACGAGCGAGGUCCCAGGAACUCCACCAUCAGGAAACAGUUGGCGCAGUACAUCAAGGACACGACGCGGGGUGACGCGGCGCCGCCCGCCUGUCCCGCGUUCCUCGGGGCUCCUUACCUGCCGGUCCGCGCGCUGGUGCCCGUGACUCUGGCGGGCGGCUGUGCCCCCGAGUUCAGUCACUCCACAAUCUUUCAGCCGGUGCCCAGGUACCCGGUAGAGGUUCUCCAGAGAUGGUCCUGUAAGACGGAGCCUGUCCAGGAGUCUGCAGCGAGACUACUCAACAUGACCCUGCACUGGGUCAGGAGUAUCCCGACAUUCCUAACACUCUCUAGUCAUGACCAGCACCUCCUCCUGCAGAGUAGCUGGCCGGAGAUGUUCCUGUUGGGGCUGGCUCAGUGGGCGCUCCCGAUGGACCCCAAACAACUGGCGGUGGAGGCAGGCCUCCCCUGUGAGCAGACGUCCCCCGGCAGACUGACGUCCUUCCUACAGCAGGUCCAGCUGCUCCAGGACACGCUGCACAAGUUUCACCACAUGCAGCUGGACGCUGUGGAGUACGCCUGUCUCAAGGGCAUCGUGCUGUUCAAGACUGACGUCCCAUCCCUGAGAGAGCCCGGUACUGUGGCAGUCCUGCAGGAUCAAACCCAGCUCAGCUUCAGUCACCACAUCGAGGUGCACAAGCCAGGACAACCUUUCCGCUUCGGCAAGCUGCUUCUCCUACUGUCCAGUCUGCGAGAGGUCCAGUGCUCCAGUCUGGAGAGUGUGUUCUUUACAAAGAUGACCACAGGAGGAGUCAGCAUGGACCAGUUGGUUCUGGACAUGUACAAAUCCCUGCAGGCAGAAGACUUGUCUGACAGCUACAGGUGUUAUGGAAGGGCCUCUACUUAGUCUGGAGCAAUUUUAGGCAUAAGCCCAACAAAUCCACGCCAGUUCAUAAUUAGCAGUUAGUUCAUACAUGACAGGCCGUGUUUAAGUGAAGUCACCCAAGGCGCUUUACAUGUGGUUUACCCCGAAGCCGGUUUCAAGUGGCUCCAU
Messenger RNA from Branchiostoma belcheri (Belcher's lancelet), 1440 nucleotides. RefSeq names its product nuclear receptor subfamily 2 group E member 1-like. Gene Ontology annotation, molecular function: RNA polymerase II cis-regulatory region sequence-specific DNA binding; zinc ion binding; nuclear receptor activity. Bases 142 to 1293 code for a protein of 383 amino acids. Gene Ontology annotation, biological process: anatomical structure development; cell differentiation; negative regulation of transcription by RNA polymerase II. NCBI's taxonomy places the organism in Eukaryota, Metazoa, Chordata, Leptocardii, Amphioxiformes, Branchiostomatidae. The transcript is spliced from 8 exons. The record is from RefSeq and is a predicted model, not a curated record.